Messenger RNA from Halichondria panicea, 2068 nucleotides. RefSeq lists its product as uncharacterized. Lineage: Eukaryota; Metazoa; Porifera; Demospongiae; Suberitida; Halichondriidae. The record is from RefSeq and is a predicted model, not a curated record. The coding region runs from base 980 to 1861 and encodes 293 amino acids. The transcript has a single exon.
UCACACCUAUUUUUCCUAAUUAUGCUUAUUAUGGAUAUCCCUUAUUAUAAUAUAAGAUACCUACCUUGUACAGUCGCAGGUAGUUGCAAGCAGUCCUUUACCCCUAAGAUAAAUACCCCCUGUCCCACCUCCCACCACUGUUGACAUGCUCAAGAUAGACAUACUGAUAGUGGAUGGAUGGAUAGAUGUACUUAGAAAUGCCAUGUGUGAGCAAAUAUCCCGGCAGUAACGCACCAAGGUCAAAGGUCAUUUAGCUACUACGGUUAGUGGAGUAUGCAAUGAAGCUACGCCCCCGCUUCCCGAAGCAAUUAAAAGUUGGAGGCGAACACCGUUACUGAUCCUAUACGGAAGUGCCCGGAAGCCAAUAAUUGAACUUCAAUUAUCAUGACGUUUGAGUGUCAUUUACUCAAGAGGGCGUUGCAAUACCUUCGUAGCGUUCCCUCGAACAUAUCUCCGGAAAGAAAGUAGCUAGGAGGUCGAUCUUGGUAUCAUUUUGAAGCUUAAAGGACGCCCUAUCUGAUUCAACAAUAAAAACUGAUUCGAAAAUGCCCGCGUUAAGGUCCCUUUUCAUUGGCACUGUCACAUAUUACCAAUAGGGAAAACAACACAGUUGUUGUGCUACGACAUCAAGACAGAGAAGACGCUCGUGCAAUUCCACAAAUGGCUGCAGACAAUUGACGGGAGGAGCAAGAAAGAGACAACAGCCACACAAGAGGCUCGAGAUGUCAGCAAGUUCCUCCACCAAGCUCUAGACUGGGACAUCAUAACAGAUCGAACCAAACUAAGUAACUAUGUAGACACUUUGAAGAAGUGCAACCUCCAGCCAUCAGGUAUCAUACAAAAGCUCGAGUAUUUCGAGGAUGGCUUAAAGUUUUAUAGGAUACACCUCGUUAAACCAGAGUCAAGGAAGUUCCGAGAGGCACUGCAGACCUCAGAGGUAAUACGUAACUGGAGGUCGGUUCUCAGGAAGGACAAAGGCAUGCAGCAUAUCCAUAACAUGGAGAUCCAAUCGGAUGGUGCAAGGACAAGCAUCCAGGACGCCACAGAGAUCCUCCACAACACCUCAGUGUGGGAGUUCUACAGGUCGGUGGUGGCAACUGCCAGUCAUGGAGGUGCAGGAGUCAUGGACCAAAGGACGCUGGAUUCGGCCACCUACCUCCUGGCGCAUGCUGUCAUGGUGAACUCCACACAGAGGUCUGGUGCCGUAAUAAGCAUGACAGUCGACGAGUUCGAGAACGCCAAUAAGGAGACGUGUUUGGAGGGAGAUGUGUGGGUAGUCCGGAGCCACAAGCACAAGACCCAGGCACAGGGCUCGGCCACUCUUAUAUUCACAGCCAACCUCUACAAGUACACGAAGGACUACCAGCAAUUCAUAAGGCCGCAUCAACUGGGCACCAAGGAAACGCACACGUUUUUCUUGACACAUGGAGGGAAGGAGAUGGACCACAUGGCCAGAAAGGAGAAGGUCGAGGCAAAGAAACACAACUUCCAGUUUGUCAACUCCACCGAGAUGAGAAAAGCGGUGGCCACCGAGGCCACAAAACACCUGGAUCCGGAACAGAGGAACAUUAUCGCUCAACAAAUGUCUCACAGCAGGUACACAGAGGACUUGCACUAUAACAAAGAUAUUCAUACGACAAAGUCGGCUGUCGAGGCAUACCAGUUGGUCAAGGCGGCUGGAGAAGCAUCUGGAGAAGCAUCUAACACCCCUGCCCCUGCCCCUCCUUCCCGGAAGACUAACAAGACUAAAACUACACAGAAAAGGCGAUCCUUCACUGCCCGAGAAACAAAAUUGGUUGAAGACUGCUUUAGCCAGAGAAUCCAAAAAGGUCAAACACUAUCCUUCAACAAGACGCAGUGAAGUUCUUGAGUGAACACCCAGAAAUCGACCGGAAUGCGAAACAAAUCGUAGACAAGGUCCGAAACCUCAGUCAUUAUUAUCAAUGACCGUUAACUUAACUCUCUUGACUAUUUACUAACUUACCAAUGGUUGUAACAUUUCUUAUACCUAACCCUAUAUCAUACAUUGUUUUGUGUUAAGGUUAUUAUGUUAAUUGCGUUAUUAUGA